This is a messenger RNA of Mesitornis unicolor (brown roatelo), 1692 nucleotides long. It is a transcript of the gene CBFA2T2, whose product is annotated as core-binding factor, runt domain, alpha subunit 2; translocated to, 2. Gene Ontology annotation, cellular component: nucleus. Gene Ontology annotation, molecular function: transcription corepressor activity. The transcript has 10 exons. Bases 13 to 1692 code for a protein of 559 amino acids. Gene Ontology annotation, biological process: negative regulation of DNA-templated transcription; DNA-templated transcription. NCBI's taxonomy places the organism in Eukaryota, Metazoa, Chordata, Aves, Mesitornithiformes, Mesitornithidae. The record is from RefSeq and is a predicted model, not a curated record.
AGGGUGCCCGUGAUGCCCGGAUCGCCCGUGGAAGUGAAGAUCCAGUCCAGGUCCUCUCCUCCCAACAUGCCACCGCUGCCCCCCGUCAACCCCGGCGGCCCCCGGCCCGUGUCCUUCACCCCGACUGCACUUCCCAAUGGAAUAAACCAUUCCCCUCCAACGCUGAACGGGGCCCCGUCCCCACCGCAGAGGUUUAGCAACGGUCCUUCCUCCUCCUCCUCCUCCUCGCUGACCAACCAGCAGCUCCCGGCCACGUGCGGCGCCCGGCAGCUCAGCAAGCUGAAGCGCUUCCUCACCACCCUGCAGCAGUUUGGCAACGACAUUUCGCCAGAGAUCGGGGAGAAAGUCCGGACCCUCGUCCUGGCGUUAGUGAACUCCACGGUGACAAUCGAGGAAUUUCACUGCAAGCUGCAAGAGGCGACGAAUUUCCCCCUGCGGCCGUUUGUGAUCCCCUUUCUGAAGGCCAACCUGCCCCUGCUGCAGAGAGAGCUGCUGCACUGCGCCCGCGCUGCCAAGCAGACGCCGUCCCAGUACCUGGCGCAGCACGAGCACAUCCUGCUCAACACCAACACCGCGUCCCCCGCCGACUCCUCCGAGCUGCUGAUCGAGGUGAACGGCAAUGGCAAGAGGCACAGCCCGGACAGGAGGGAAGACAGCAGCUUUGAGAGGGAGCCGCUGCCGACGGAGCCUCCAGCCAAGAGGGUCUGCACCAUCAGCCCCGCGCCCCGACACAGCCCGGCCCUGGCGAUCCCCCUGAUGAACCCUGGGGGGCAGUUCCAUCCCACCCCGCCGCCCCUCCAGCACUACACCUUGGAGGAUAUCGCCACUUCCCACCUCUACAGGGACCCCAGCAAGAUGUUGGAGCACCGAGAGAUUCGGGACAGGCACGGGGGUCUUGGUUUGAAUGGAGGAUACCAGGACGAGCUGGUGGACCACCGCUUAACGGAGAGAGAGUGGGCUGACGAGUGGAAGCACCUCGAUCAUGCGCUGAACUGCAUCAUGGAGAUGGUGGAGAAGACCCGGCGCUCCAUGGCCGUGCUGCGGCGCUGCCAGGAGGCCGACCGGGAGGAGCUCAACUACUGGAAGCGGCGCUGCAGCGAGACGGCGGAGCCACGCAAGGCGGGCGCUGAGCUCCUGGCCAGGCAGCACAGCCCCAGCAGCUCCGACUCCAUCGGCAGCGAUUCAUUGCGGGAGUUCAGCAGCCGGUCGGGAACGGGCUACGUCACUGAGGAGAUAUGGAAAAAAGCCGAAGAAGCCGUGAACGAGGUGAAGCGCCAGGCCAUGUCCGAGGUGCAGAAAGCGGUGGCAGAGGCUGAGCAGAAGGCGUUUGAGAUGAUCGCCUCCGAGAGGGCUCGGAUGGAGCAGACCAUCGCGGACGCCAAGCGCCAGGCCACCGAGGACGCUUUCCUGGUGAUAAACGAACAGGAGGAGUCCACGGAGCCCUGCAGCGGCUGCAACAUCGCCCGCUACUGCGGCUCCUUCUGCCAACACAAGGACUGGGAGCGGCACCACCGCAUCUGCGGGCAGGGCCUGCACGGCCAGAGCAAGCCCCUGGCGCUGCCCACGGGCCGGUCCGCGGCCACCAAGAGCCUGGACGGCGUGGCCAGCCCGGCCCUCGAGAAGACUUCGGCCACCACCUCGCGCUCCUCCACGCCGGCAUCCGUGACAGCGAUAGACACAAACGGACUCUGA